Haliotis rubra (blacklip abalone) is the source of this 10566-nucleotide messenger RNA. RefSeq lists its product as uncharacterized. Gene Ontology annotation, molecular function: NAD+ poly-ADP-ribosyltransferase activity. The transcript has 6 exons. The coding region runs from base 851 to 4393 and encodes 1180 amino acids. NCBI's taxonomy places the organism in Eukaryota, Metazoa, Mollusca, Gastropoda, Lepetellida, Haliotidae. The record is from RefSeq and is a predicted model, not a curated record.
UAAAAAUGUAUUUAAGAUUGAUGAUGAGGGAAAUGCUCAUGCAUCUGAAUCUGAAUCUUUCAGUAGUGUGUUCAGAGGCUAUCCUAGGUCAAGAGGCAGUGUUAGAGGGAGAGGGGUGAAUAGUCAAAGAAGAGGUAGGGGUGGGUAUGUCAGAGGAAGAGGAGUCAGGAAUACAGGAGAGGCUUCUUGGAAGAGGAGGGUACAGCCUGAGAAGUCGGUUUCAAGAAGCCAAUCAUCAACACCCGAAGCAGGAGGCCAGACACUUGAAGAACAUGAGGCUGAUUCAAAAUCUGAUGAGGAUUCUUCUGAUGAAGAUGCUAAACCACAAGUUCCCCACAAAUCAGUCAGUACUAAGAAAAAAGGUCAUGUUGCAGCAAAAUUUGUAACAACUGGCAAGUUUAAUAAGGCAGGAAAAGGGAAAGUAUCAAGCAGGAAAUCUAAAGUGACCACAUCUAAGACAGUAGGAAGGUUGUUGCAGGAUGUGUCCAGUGACAGUGGAGAGGAACUACCUCGAGGCUCUAAAGUGAAUGAUAUUCUCAAAGGACUGCUGAAGGAGUAUGGUAAUGACAGCGAGGAUAGUGUUCUUGUGGAUUUGGUGAAAGGAGUUGAAGGAGAAGGUUGUACAGAAGGAGCUACAGAUGGUUUGCAACAGAGGAAGAAAAGGGUGAGAAAGAAGAAAACUCCUGACCGAACCAGAACUAGCAGUGAAAGAAGUUCUGCUUCUGAUGGGGGCUUACAAGCUCAGAAAAUAACUGCAGGCUCCACAGCUCAUCAGGAUGAAGAUGAGGAAGUGAAUGAUGUACAGAAUGCCUUCAGAAAUUUGCUGACUCAGUUUGGUGGUAGAGCUAAGAUGACUGAAUUGUUGAAGCAGAAAGAAAAGUUUCCCAAGUCUUUCUUUGACACUGAAUGGCUACAAAGGCAUAACAAAAAAUUUCUCAUAUUCAAACAAAAAGGAUUGAUAGAGUAUGUGUCAACUUACUUUCGAGAAGCAAAGUUGUGUGUAUACUAUAACAGUCCAAAAGGGUGCACCAACAAAGAGUGUGAAUAUUUUCAUGUGUGUAGUGGGUUUGUAACGGAGUCUUGCAAGCCACACCUUCAAAAAUGCCCUCGCACCCACAAUUUCUUUGAGAAAGAAAAUGGUGUUUUAGUGGAAAAACUUGGCCUGAAAGAUUUUAAGAAUAAAGAAAUUGCUAAAGUUGUACGCUGUACAGUUCCUGAAGUUUGUAAGGAAUAUAACCAGUCAAACUGCCAAGAAAGUUGCUGCCCUUUUCUUCACAUUUGUGAUCAAUAUCCAUGCAAACGCAAGUCAUGUCAAUUGGAGCAUACAUGCAUCUCCUCAGACCACAACAAAUGGGUUUUGAGCUGCUUCCAUAUAGUCCACUUUAAAGAAUUUAUCCUCAUAAGAAUGGUUCUCGGAAAAAACAAACCUGUAGAGGCUGCAUCAGCUACAACAGAACCUAGUCAGAGAACUUCUGAAGCAAAUCGUGAAUCGCAGUAUGCGCCGGAGCCAAAAGUUCAGCAUGAAACAGCCACAAGAGCCCAAUAUGAACAUGAAACAACUGCUCCAAAUCAAUCAACUGAAAAGGUUCCUCAACCAGUUCCAAGAACUCGCCCUGAACCAGCUCCAAGAACUCGCCCUGAGCCAGCUCCAAGAACUUACCCCCAACCAUCCUCAAGAGCUAUGUUUGAAGACCCUGGAGUACACCCUGAACAAGCUGCAAGAGCUAUCCCAGAACAAGCGAACAGAUACCAGCCUGAACCAGUCCUAAAUGCUUACUCUGAAUUAGCCCCAAGAGCUUACCCUGAACACUCUCCAAGAGCUUACCCAGAACCAGCUUCAAGAGCUUCUCCUGAACCAGCCAACAUGUCCCAGGUUGAAACACAUCGUAGAGCAUACCCUGAACAUGCUCCAAGUGCUUUCCCUGAACAUAUUCCAAGAGCAUACCCUGAACAAGUUCCAAGAGCUUACCCUGACCCAGCCAACAGAGCUCAGUUUGAACCGGACCCUCGAGCUUUCCCUGAACCAGCUACAAGAACUUACCCUGAACAAUCUCCAAGAGCUUACUCUGAACAAGUUCCAAGAGCUUACCCUGACCCAGCCAACAGAGCUCAGUUUGAACCGGACCCUCGAGCUUUCCCUGAACCAGCUACAAGAACUUACCCUGAACAAGCUCCAAGAGUUUACUCUGAACAAGCUCCAAGAGCUUACCCUGACCCAGCCAACAGAGCUCAGUUUGAACCGGACCCUCGAGCUUUCCCUGAACCAGCUACAAGAACUUACCCUGAACAAUCUCCAAGAGCUUACUCUGAACAAGUUCCAAGAGCUUACCCUGACCCAGCCAACAGAGCUCAGUUUGAACCGGACCCUCGAGCUUUCCCUGAACCAGCUACAAGAACUUACCCUGAACAAGCUCCAAGAGUUUACUCUGAACAAGCUCCAAGAGCUUACCCUGACCCAGUCAACAGAGCUCAGUUUGAAGCAGACCCUAGAGCCCACCCUGAGCCAGCUCCAAGAGCUUACCCUGACCCAGUCAACAGAGCUCAGUUUGAACCAAACCCUAGAACUUACCCUGAGCCAGCUACAAGAGCUUACCCUGAACCAAUUCCUAGAGUUCAACCACUCCAUGUAGCUCACUAUGAUCGAGCACCAGAAGUUCACCGGGAACCAGUCCCUAGAUCUGAGUAUGAACCAGUGCCGAGAGAACACCGUCAACCAGCUGCAAACACCCACCUUGAAGCAAGGCCUGAAACUCACAUGGAACCAACACAAAGGGUUCCAGAAGCAGCUUCAAGGUAUCAGCAACAACCAUCACCUUAUGUUGAAGCUGGUCCUGUAGGGAGUGUUGUGGAUAUUGCUGAGGGUCAGUACCUGUGCGAGCAGCACAUCUGGGAUACUUGUAAGAAGGGGCAUGCAUGUCCCUAUUACCACGCCAGUAGGAGAAUACCCUACCAGUGGCAGGUGGAGCUAAAGGACUCAUGGACCAACUUCCCUGAGAUGGCCAAUGAGAAAUGCGAGAAGGCCUUCUGUGAUCUGGAAUCCAGUGUAAACAGGAUCAUUUUGAGCAGUCAGUCACUUGAUAUUAAUCUUGACAAGAUGAUGGCAAGACGAAGCCUCACUGACCCGACGAGCAACGUGGUCACAGACAAUGUGAAGGUACGACGACUCUCCACACGGUCCUAUUGUGAAGGGGAAGGGAUGUUGUCCCACUUCACAUUCUGGGGCUGGUACUGGCUGGACAACAGACACAAGUGGAGUCUGUAUGAGCAGGAUAAAAAACAGUACACACUUGAGAAGAAGCUGCUGUAUGGUCAGUCAGAAUAUCUUUUUGAAAAUGUGCUCGAGAAUAACAUAUUCCAUUACCGAUUAACGUUUUCAAUCACUGGAAUGAUGCAGAAGAAUUUAGAGACUGGAACUGUCCGCCCGGUCAUCAGACGGCCAUUGUUUGUAGCCCAAAAGGAUGUGGAUGACAAGAUAGUCCUUGGUGCGUCCACCCAUUCCUCUUGCAACAAGCCCCCCCAGGUGCCUCGCAAUGUGCCCACCCACUGGGCGCCCCUCGACUUGGUCCAGUCUUUCGAACUGGUCAGUCUGGACGUGGAGGCUAACAUGUACCUGCAGGUCAAGAGAAGGUUCUAUGCCUCAGUGCCACAGAGUCAGUACCACAUCACGGCCAUCUAUCAGGUCCAGAACCCCACAAUGUGGGACAAGCACCUCAGCCACAAGAGGUCAAUGGAACAUACUGCACAGAGAGAAGGUUUGACUCAGCCAAUCAAUGAACAGCAACUUUUUCAUGGCACUGAUUCAGAGGAGGUUGUUCGUGGCAUCUGUGUCAAUGGCUUUGACUUCCGUGUAAGUGGCAAGAAUGGUACUGUGUAUGGAAAGGGGGCAUACUUUGCCAGAGACGCCUCCUACAGCAACAACUACACUAACAUCAGGGGUAAGAAGUACAUGUUUCAAGCCAAGGUACUGGUUGGUCGGUACACGAAGGGCACAGCAGACAUGACACGACCUCCACCAAGGGCAGGUCACGAGCUAUAUGACUCCUGCGUCAAUGACAUUAAUCAACCAACCAUAUUUGUCACCUUUGACCAAAACCAGUCGUAUCCCGAGUUCCUGAUUGAAUAUGAAGACAAAGCAAGUUUACCGCCCUCCCAAUCCAAUCAACCUCCAACAAUGGCACAAGUGCAACCAGUACCGGCACAAGCGUCACCAACAGCAGGAGUGCCACUGUCAUACCCAACGUCCUACGGCAUGCCUGCCUAUCCGCACCACACAUACACUUCGUCUCCAACCAGUCCGGGGAAUUUGACACCACAACAGAUGUCGUAUAACUACUCACCAGGAAGUGUCAAGCCGCCUGUCAAAAAGUCUCCUGAUAGCUGUGUUGUCAUGUAAAGGAUAUGAAAACAAAUGUCCUACUUCAGCAGAACAUGUGUCAAACACUCUCUCACAAAGAGGACGUUAAAUAUCAUCAAAAGGAAAAAGAAGAAAACAAAGAUGGCGAAAAGUCGUCAGCAACUUUGAAAUUUCAAGACAUAGUGAAGUCCUGCUUUCCAGACAACAGCUGUAGACUUGAACCUGAAAGGUUUUCAGCUGAAGUGAUAAGAUAGGAAAUCACAGGAAACUCCCCAAAAGAUCCGCAUGAAAUUCUUCUUGCCCCGAUAUACCUGUAAUAUUGGACAAGCUGACUUGUGUCAGUUUCCACUUCACACUUCAGUUAAGAGACCAUGCCUCCAUGGGUCAAUGUACAAAGGGACAUAACUCCCUUCUAAUUGUUUGUUGACCACAAAAAUGUUUAAACUGAAUGACAUUUCUGGGAGCGUGUGCUGUCUAGAUUAACAUGGCUUCACUGCAUAUGUAACAUGGUGACUAAUAUUGAUGUUAUUCCACAGGGGAAAUAUUUUGCAGAAGAACACUGUUACAGUUAAUUGUUAUCCCUUAUUUGAUUGUGAUGUAUCAUGUAUUAUUAUGUAUUCAGAUGUUUGUAUUAUGUCUGACAACUGAAAUUCCACAUUCCCUUUAUGUUUCUAGGAAUUUAUUUUGUUUAUGGAUGUUUUAGGAGGCCAAAAAAUGUCUUUAAUCUACAAAUGCCCACCCUCCCCAUCCUUAAUGAAUGAUCCAAUGGCUACACUGGUUGUCAUUAAAGAAUCAUUUAAUAUAAUUAUAGCAGACUCUACAGAGCACUCACAUGCAUUCACCCACAUGUAAACACACAAACACAAACAGACAAAAUCCAGAGAUUUUGAGAAAAACAAUCUCUGAGGGUGUAUGAGACUGCAGAGAUAGUAAAGUAAUACAGAAGUUUGUUGUUUUAAAUACCGGGGUACCUUAUUUAUGUAGCAGUCCUUGACUUGAAUGAACAUAUCCAUACUUAUUCGUUAUGCAUUGCAAUGGUACAAGGAUUGUAUGUUGGGGCAUGGUGUUGAUACAAGAUGGUAUAUGUAUGAAAGGAGCACAUGGUAGUCUGGGAUAGCACCAUAGUGUUCUCAUUUACAGCUCAACAAAUCAUGUUGUUUGAAUUAAUUUUGCAUCAGUGGCUCCAUUAAUCAAUUGAUUAAAUACAUCCUAAAUGUAUUUUGACUAGAUCUCAAGAGUGAAGAUGGACAUAGCAUGCGUCUCAUUUACACUACUGCGUGUUAUCGCAGCUAUAAUAGAGACUGCUUUAUUAAGACCAGGUAAUUUUUAUGAGGUCUUUUGUGCCAUACCUGUGACAAUCUUCAACUCUUUAGGAAUGGAACCCUUCUUUGUGCUGUGCCACCAUGGGAGACAUAUUUUUAUACAUCCACUGAAAUGGUUUGGGGGUCAGCUCAAGUUAAGUUUCAAAAGCAUUUGCCUUUCUAUAUUGAAAAUGAUGGCAUUGGGGUAGAAUGCCACAUAGGGAUAUUUUGUUUUUGACCAUGGUUAUAUUUGGAUUGGCCCCGGGACUUUGUUAAGAGUGGAUGAAAGGUCUCCCCUGGUUAGUAUUUACACUGGACACAGAUUUCCUGUGCAUUUUACAGUUAUCUAACCUAUUGCACUGGUGGUUCUUCAUGCCUGAAGAGCAGUAUUCAUUCCGGAGUGGUUUGGAGCUUUGACUAAGUCUUCAUUCUGUUCAUGUUUGAUUGUACUGCAUCUUCGUCAGCUUUAGAAAGGGUUCCGGACUGAGAUGAUGCUAAGUCAUGAUUCUUUUGAUUGUCUGAACUUCCAGGCUUCAUGAGUUAGGCUGACUGAUUCCUUUUGUAUGUGUCAAAGGACGAUUUUCAUGAUGUGAUGUUUUAUGUCUUGUUUAUUUAUUCAAGGUUGUUGUAUCUGGUCCUGUGUUAUACACAGAGGUUACAGUUACAAGGCUGAGUUCAGCUAUGUAGGUUACAGGUGAUUGGUAGAUAGGUGACCAGAUCGGCAUGCUGAGAGUUUCUAGUAUGUCAAUCUAAAUAUUUUGAUUAUUUUGGCUAUUUUAUGACUGAUUCCUUUGAUUAUUUAAGUGAUCACUAUGUUAAUCUUGUAUGUGUCAAAUGAAGAUUUUUGCAAUGUUUUGUUAUGUUUUGUUCACAAUUGUGGAAUUUGGUCUCUUUUUGCUCAUAUUUAUUCAAGUUUGUUGUAUCUUGCCCUGUGUUACAGCUACAGGUCAGAGUUCAGGAGGUUAUAGAGGGUUGGUAGAUGGCUGACCUGAUCAGCAUGCUGAGAGUUUUCGGUAUGUCAGUCCUUCCCUAGACUGAAACACAGUCUAUAUGUGGUGUUUCCAUAGCCUGACAGUUCUAAAUAUGCCUCUGGUCACCCAACAGUGAAAUGACUUCUGGUAGGAUGAGAUGGAAGAGGGACUACAGUCGAACUUCAUUUAUCCGGACAUAUCCGGAUGACGAGGUGUCAGGUUAACUGGAUCAAACAAGCAAAACGUAUUGACGAUGUAUAUUGAAAAUUUAUUCAUGUACAAUACAAUUACAAUGUAGUUAAUCCUAAUCCUACGCCAGGAGGAAUCACAAACAGUCAAAGCUUUCUUGACCCGCGACAGGUUUAUUACGUGAGUAUACAAAAGACGCGCCGGAAGAACGACGCAGAUAACCCGGCUGGAACAUGACGUAAGGUAUUCCUAACAACUACUGGCGGGACCACUUUUUCUUCUCUUUAAGUUGAUAAUGAGGAACUGGACAAAAGGCGAAUGUCUAAUGGAAUGAACACUGGAAUGGCUAACUGCUUGACAAGAAUUUAAAUGUCCAUGAAAAGUGUCUGGAAUGGAAAGGAGGGAAACACAGAAUUAAAAGUCCAUAUAGUAAUCAUCAAAUCUUGUUGGUGGUCUCCUUGAACGUGAGGUGCGUCCGGCUGGAGUUACAGCACAGUCUCUGUUUGGGUGCUCGGACGUGGGUACUUCAGAAUUGAUACCUCCACAGGGUGUUUGGUCCUCAGGGGCAUGAAUCGAGGGAGGUGGCUCAUCUUCCAUACUGGGAGGAGGUGUGUCACCGGGGGUCGGGAUAUCUCCGUGGGGACAUCCGGCAAGCGAGGAGGGGGGCAGUCGCUGAGAGGUGUAGUGUCGUCGUCAUGGUCAGAAUCACAGUAGUGGGGCUGGUACUGAGGUAUUUGACUUGGUGGCCUAUAACAGUCUGUUACCUUGACACAGUAGGAUGUGCUGCGAAGUUGGGAGCCAACAAACUUCAUGAUGUUGCACCAAGCGCCGUCAACAGAAACAACAAGAUAUCUCUUACGACCAUAAGACCUAGUACCGUCAGAAUGCAGGUAAACCAGAUCACUGACAGUGAUGUUAGGUGUAGGCAUCGUUUUCAUCAGCGGGUUCUUGGAUUUUUCGCUAUGGGGAUGGUUCAACUGUCUGCUUUCAUGCUGUUUGAUGAUGAAUUCCAUAUGAGAUAUGGAAAGUUGAGACUGAGUGAACUGGUCCCUUUGUGUGAGCAUCUCCCUAGCUGACAAACCUUGAGAGCGAAUGCACAAGUUCAACCUUGCUAUGGCUGUGGCCAGAGACAGGGGGGUAGUGGCACCACCAACAGGGUCUUGAGACAACAGUUCUUUUUCUACCUCCUGGAUCGCUGUCUCCGCCACAGGGUUUUUGUUACGAGUUUUGGUUCUUCCUACCUCCAAACAAAGAUUGUGUUUUUUGAGUAGGGGGUCGUUCGUUAGAGUCACAAACCCAGGAGCAGGAUCCACUCUCACUACACUAGGGGGGCCAGCAGUGGUGUAGGAGGUUACAUAUUCACGCACAACAAGAACAAGUUGCCUCUCCCUUUUCAUUACAUCAGCUGCAAAAAGAAGACCGAUAGAUUGUGGAGGAUGACCUGUAGACUGUUGCUCCAACGUGUGAGGAAUCCUUGCAAGAGAAGAGCACACAUGACAUGAGGUGGUGAGCUCGACAGCUUUGUCCAAAUCUAGGGCAAAGAAGUAUCUGUGUAUGACAAGUUUAAGCUGGUGGCAUGACGGAUGGUCGAGUUGGAGGUGUAGGGCUGUCACAAGGCCGUCAAGUACAUCACGAGGCAGUACGAUGCACUCACGAGUUGAAGCCAAGGACUCAUUCUGUUGCACAAUUAAUAACCCAUCCCGAGCAAUAGUUACCACGUUUAAGUAGCGCUUUAUGUCCUUGACAUCAGUCGGCUUCCUGGAUAGUCGAGUUCCUUGUGCUAGGUGAGAGUGUACACGUCGGAGAUCGUGAUUCUCUGACUGAAUGGCAUGCCAUGCCGCUCUGUUUAUGUAGGGCAGUUUAGAGUCCCCAUUGACAAUAUCCUGGGCAGAUACUUUCAACACGGAGGCUUCCUCAGACUGUCUAAUGAACGUACACACUUGGCAAAGUUCAUCCUUGCAUUUGGCAGCAUUUCUACUGGCAAAGUCUGAAGGGAUGUUGGCACUACCAGAUAGAUGGCGGCCGGAGGCUUGAUAACGGCUUACUGUUGAGAGAAAUGUCGCUACACGUGGGCUGGCUGAAAACUCACCACAACACAAUUUCUCAUAUGCUUGGACGCAGGGUUUGCUGUCGGUGAGUAUACAAGCCUUGUGUUUGGACUGGAUGAGGUACGUUGAGAAGUGUUUAGUUGCUACACCUAUGGCGAGAGCUUCGAACUCACAAGGUAGCCAAGUUAUCUGUCUGCCGCGGAGCUUAGCACUGAAGAAACCAGCGACUCUUGGCUUAUCCUGUCUUGUCACAUGUAGUGUGGCACCGAUCCCAUUACACGUCACUGAACCAUCGGUGACAAUCCAUAACUGAUCAGCUGGGCGAGGUAGAGUUAUUGUUCUCGUAGGGUUGAGAGCAGCCUUAGCAGCUGUAAAGGUGUCCAAGAGGAUAUCCGUCCAUGCAACUUUGUCUUGCGACUGUUUGUCUGCCUGGACAUUAUCCAAAAGUGCGAUGUACGAUGCACAGUUAGGAAGGACACAUGCCAGGACCUUGUAUGCCCCAAUAAAGGAUCUCAAACCUGUAACACGCUCUGGUGGGGGACAGGAAGCAAGUGCAGAUACAAGAUGAGAGCAAGCCGUGAGGAUACCUUCCUCCCAUCUCCAUCCAAGGAUACUGACAGAAGAUGGUGCGAUGAAGGUCUUCUUGGCUGACAAGCAGAGGUUGUUUCGGUAAAGUGCGUCUAGAACACGACGCCAAUUAGACAGGAGUUAAGGGAUAGAGUUGGCACCACAAUAAAGGUCAUCAGCCAGUUUAACCAAAAUGCCCUCUUGUUGAACCCGGCACAUGAGUUCCUCCAGGGCCCGUUUCACAAAGCUCUCGUAGGCCUAAGAUCUCGUAACUUUUCUCGUAGCAUUCGUACCUCCUAUACUGUAACAUGCCCAUGGCACAGCGGGUAUAAACACGUACUCCUUUGAAUGGAGUAACGACACCACAGUACUUCAUAGAGUUCUUGGCGAGAGGUAUCUGAUGGAAGGCAAGCGUAAGGUCAGUUGUAAUGAUAUAUUUCCAUGAAGCGAUGUGUCUAAGAGUGGAGUCUACAUCAGGCAUGAGAGAGGGCACGGGUUUGCUAUACCUGCCAACGUCCGAGAAUGCUGUAACUAAGCGAAAUCCACCGCUUUGUUUCUUGACCAGGAAGGAGGGAUUUAGGUACCGGUAUUCCACGGAGACUCCUAUAUCUUCAGGACGUGCAAAUACACCCAUGUGUUCGAGGUGGUCAAACUUUUCCUGAAGUUCAACGAGUUUGUCUCUUGAAUACUUGGGAACACGUCCUUUUCGUUGAGGUGGUUGAACAGGUCCCAUAUUCACCGUUGCCUUAAAAGGUCCUGAAGCGUUGUUAUAUCCGCAGAUAGUAGGGUUGAACACCUCAUCAUAUUCUUGUAAAAGUUAAUGGAAUUUUUCUCUCAUGUCAUCCGAGAACUGGUGAUCUGGAUCAAGGUGAAAAGGGUCAUAAAGGGGCCCGAAGGAUGGGUUUCUUGCUUGUGAUGGCUAGUGGGCUGAAGUUGAGACGAAUUGGUGUCAGACGAUGUUGAAAUGUGGAGAACUUGGCAGACGUGGUCAUGGUGUUUCAGCAUCUGUAGCUGGUUGGUCAAGUUGGGUAUUCGGAUUCUGCCGGAGACACUGGUAAUCACUUCCGGGGCAGGCCAGACAGAUCUGCAUGUACUAUUAUCUAAGCGUGGUUGAAUGGCAAGUUCUUUGUCUGGAG